Messenger RNA from Amoebophrya sp. A25, 7157 nucleotides. The record is from the annotation of a GenBank genome assembly. NCBI's taxonomy places the organism in Eukaryota, Dinophyceae, Syndiniales, Amoebophryaceae.
CUAGUACGUACGCGAUCCCAUUAUAAUUCCCUGUUGAACAACAAUAACUGUCCAUCAUCUACCUGCAAUUACUCAAGAGAUGAGCAUGGUCGACGGACUGUAAAAAUGGCUGUGGAUGAUGGAGAUCAGCCUGAGCGGUGCUCGGCUUCAGCAAGCAGCACCGGGAGACGCAGUACUGCACAGCUAACCAGAAAGCAAAGGCCACAUAGGAGUAUCGCAUUUUUGCUCUUCGGAUCGUCAGUUUAUGGUUUCUCUCGUAGAGAUUCGAAUUUGAGUACCUACAUAUGAUGUAGAUCAAAGCUGGUUGGAGGAAGAUGAUGCUGUCGUUGUUGUUGUUGACCAGUUGCCUCGUUGAUAAAGAUCUGUGAAGCAAUCUCAACGAUUUUCAUGUAUUAUUUAAUAGGACUCCUGCUUAGAAGGUGACGCUAGAACGACAACGCCGAGCCAUCACAACAUGCCAUGACUUUCAUUCUCUAGCUGCUAUCAGCGAUCGAGAUACGGAUCUGAGCUGCAAAGGGACGCAGAAGGAAUACGCGGAAUGUGAGGUAGAGCCAUGUGGGCGGGACCCAUGUAUGGAUUGUGUGUGGUCAGAGUGGGCACCACUAUCCGCAUGUUCCUGUGAGGGGCUACGAGAACGACAUCGCGUCAUUGCACAGCAAAGCAAUUCGUGCGGAAAGCCGUGCGAGGGUAGCUGCUUCCUAGAAUUUACGAUAUUUCCCUGUGAUUUCACGACUAGAAAAGCAAAGCACCUGCAUCUCCAAUGACAAAGGUCUAAAAACAACUCUUCGACGCCAACAAAGGUCCCAAAGUCGAGACUGUACGGUGCAUACCUGACUGUCACAAGACCCCUAUAGACUGCCAACUGUCGGCGUGGUCGUCAUGGGGCAGGUGUUCAAAGGAUUGCGGAGGUGGCCAGCGCAACCGCACUCGAACUGUCGAAGUCGAGGCAGCACAUGAUGGCAAAACAUGCGAUGGGGCUUUGAUUAAGGCUAGUAACGCUGAAGCAAGUCCAUGUCCUUAACACCAUGAUCCUCGGAUCUUCUUUUCCUACUCUGGAAUAGGCGGAGCCAGGGAUUUGACUCUCAAGGAAGAUGCGACUAGGAUAGCGCUAAUUUGAGCGAGGUCGAGCCGUGUAAUACCGCACCGUGUGAAGCACCGGUCGACUGCGUGCUUGGCGAGUGGAGCAGCUGGGACUACUGUUCGGAAGUUAUGAGUCUCUUUCUAUUUUUUAGAGUAUAGUUUGAAGCUAAUUUUUAUGUUAUUUCAUUUGACUCUAAAACUUCAACAACCUAUGGUUGUGUAUCUUGUUCUCUAAUCACAAAUGCGGUGGCGGACAGACUACGCGAACGAGAGUUGUGCAGACCGUGGCGAAGUACUUAUACUUAGAAUUAGUUCCUUUGUACUGCUGCUAUGCUGUAACCUCGGGGACGAUAGCCGAGAUAUCAUGUGCCGACUAAAAACGACACGCAAAAAGUUUGUUUUUGGCCCACUAACAACUUCGAGAAUCGUAGAGUGUUUCUCGCCCAAAAAUCCAAAUCGAUUUUCACACACACCAGGAGCGGCGGGUUGCCAUGCACUGGCGGACUUAUCGAGACGAAAGAUUGCAACACGCAGGUUUGUGAAGUCGAUCGCGAUUGUGUCUGGGAUGAGUGGCAGGAGUGGAGCACCUGUUCGAGGACUUGUGUUAUGUAAGUACAUCGUAUAUAUAAUUGGUCUACUCUUUCGUCAAGAAUUCCAGUGUUAGUUUUAGGUGAUUCAUUGCUUUUCUUUCGCUUGCAUCCACGGGAUUGAGCACUUGCAACGAAGAAAGAACACCCCUCUUCAAGCUGAAGACGCUCUAGCGCAUCGUCUCCAGUUUAAGAAGACGCGUUCUUUCCUACAAGAAGACGCUCUCGCGCAUCAUCUCCAGUGUUACAUGCGAUUCAUCUCCAGUCUCUCUAACGGCUGCAUCGGUACCAAAGGGCGUGAACGCAUGAUAAAGCAUGCGCCCCGUGGGCAGGGAGCCUUGUGUGAACCUAGAGACAUGGCCGAAAUGGAGAAGUGCGACAUGGGCCUGUGCCACGCCGCAGUAGACUGUGUCUUCGAAUCCUGGUCACCGUGGGGAGAAUGCAGCGCAAGUUGUCAUGGGGUAGAACUAGUAGCUAUGAUUAGGGACUAAGUAGAUUAGCUAUGAUGGAUUUUUGGGGUACAACUAAGUAGCUAUGGCGGAUUUUGUGUUAGUAGCUAUGAUGAAUUUGUGUGCAGCGAUGAUUAGGGCUUAGGGUUUCAGGGGUAAUAACUUACUUGAUGAUGGCUUUUCUGUUUCAGGGAUAAUAAUUUACUUAAUGAUGGAUUUUCUGUUUCAGGGGUAAUGAUUUACUUGAUGUGUUACUUAUUUUUUUCAGGAGAAAGAACUUUCUGUGUAGAAGUUGUGCAUUUAUCUACUUUGGAGUAGGCACCACAUGCGCUUGACCUCGCAGACCUAUCUCGCUCUCCAAGAAUGAAUUUAAGUGCAACUACUUGUCACCACUCACCAGGUGCAGCAACGAACACGACACAUUGCCGCCACACCUAAGUACGGUGGAGCGGCAUGUGAGGGCUCACUUACGGAGAUGCAAGGGUGUAAUAAUGCUGAGUGCUUCGAAGGUGACGCCCAUAUUAAGGCAACCAAAAGUGCGUCCCCAGCGUCAUUCUUGCCCUCUUUUUCAAGGGGAAAGAGGGUUGGUCCACAGAUGGCAUCAGGGAUGCGAAGUGGUAGCUCUAAUCACCGAAACGACCCAGUAGAUUGCGUCUUGUCAUAUUGGAAAGACUGGUCUGAGUGCUCAGUAAGUUGCGGUGGCGGCACACGCACGCGGUCAAGGCGUAUCGUCACACCAAGCGCACACGACGGAGAAGCAUGCAAUGGGGCUUUAUCAGAGGUAGAGCCAUGCAACGUCGAAAUAUGCCCAAAGGAUGUAGUGCCCGUGGUUGAGGCGGUAAGCUUUGGAUUUUCUGACAGAUUUUCUAAGUCUGAUUCUUCACCCUCUGUUUGCAAACGGAAUUUCAAAUCUUUAUCUUCAUAUAUUUUUCUUGUUUUUUCCGAGUGCUAGUUAGGUAAUUCUCCCCGCAUUAUUAGGUAGAUUGCGCGUGGGCGCAAUGGGAAGAAUGGGGUGAAUGCUCAGCAUCCUGUGGCGUAGGCCAGAAAUUCCGUACUAGGAAAAUAGCACAAGAGGCUAGUAUGACAGGGAAUGCUUGCGACCCUAAUGCAGCUAUGGAAGUAACGCAAUGCAAGCUGAAGCCUUGUGUCGGUAAACCCUAGGCUAGUCUUCAUCCAUUAUUUCAUGAUGCUUAUGCUGUAUUUAGUGGAAUGGUAUAGAAACAAUGACUCUGAGAUGGAGAAAUAACAUACUUACAGAACAAAUCACAAUGUUGACAAACGAUACUCUACAAUUGCAUCAUAAUGUUGACAAGCGAUUAACUACACUCGAAAAUCUACCAGCUGUGGACUGCCUCUGGUCCGAAUGGUCUAGCUGGUCCGACUGCACGUGCAGUUGCUUGCAGGAAAGGCAUAGAGAAAUCGCACAACACUUUGCGGGUGAAGGAAAGCCAUGCGAUGGCCCUAAGGUCGAGACACAGCAUUGCGAUGCACACUGUGAAGCAGAGCCGAUUGACUGUGAACUCUCCUCAUGGUCACAUUGGUACUAUUUUUCAGUUUAAAUUUGAAAAACAGUCACAACUUCUUCGACGCAUAUUCAAAGACACCUCCAAAUUUCAUAUUUUUUUAUUGGAUAUAAUCUCAAAAAUCUAUCACCCUUUAUCAAGAAUCAUGAUCGUCUGUCUAUCCUAGGACUGCCUGCUCCGAACCCUGUGGGGGCGGCCAGCAAGAACGAACGCGGAAAGUGCUAGUACAUCCAGAAUACGGAGGCAAAAGCUGCGAUGGCGGUUUGGAGGAAAUGAAGGCCUGCAACACUGAAACCUGUGAAAAGUCGGUGGAUUGCGUUGUAGCCGAGUGGAGCGACUGGGGAGAUUGUUCGUACUAUAAAAUUUCGAAAAUCAAAACUCCUUAUCUAUGAUUUUAUUUUCGUAAGAAUUCUGCAAGUGUUGUUUUUAUUUUCGUAAGAAUUCUGUCAGUGUUGUUGUUUGAAUUUCCUGUACGUGGUCGAACAGUGCAACCUGUGGCGGUGGUGAGCAGCAUCGGGGCAGGAAGAUCUCACGGGAGGCGAAGAACGGAGGCGCACCGUGUCAGGAUGAGCUUUCACAAGUUCGGGGUUGCGGCAAGACGCCAUGCCAGACACCAGUAGACUGUGUGUGGGGUGAGUGGUCCGCGUUCGACGAGUGUAGUAAGACUUGUGGCGGCGGCCAGAAAACCAGGACUCGCCAUGUGACGACAUCACCACGACUGGGCGGGAAACUAUGCGAGCCUUUGACAUCCGCGGAAGUCGUUCCAUGUGCAACAGAGAGCUGUGACGCAGGCACAACGUGCAGAAACGGAAAGUGGGGCGAGUGGAGUAACUGGUAAAUCGUAAGACUCUUUGUUGUGGUGCUGGUCAAUACGUGUGUGGGAGUGACCAGUGUACAUUGCAAUGCUUCGAGCAGAUACGCAGAUAUCAAUUAUACUAUCUUGAUUAAUUUCUUUCAAUUUCUUUAAGUUUAAGGUUCUAGCGUCUGCCCACCUUGUUCCCACCAGGUCCAUGUGCAGCACCACUUGCGGUGAGGGCUACCAGUUUCGGCAUCGGCAAGUCGCCUCGGAGCCCAAUGCGUGCGGUGAGCCUGUAACAGGCAAGCAUGAGGAAUUGCAAGUAUGCAAUAUGGGCCAGUGCGAUAACGGACCAGUAUUAAGGCUUCCCCCAAUGAUCCAUCGCUUCUCGGGAGAUGCAUCCUAGCUAGGAGAGAGGCUUUUCAAGUUUUCAGGAUGAAUGACAGGAUGAGGCUCAAGAUGGAUUAGGGUGAACUCUAACAGCAGAUUGCGAGUUCGGAGACUGGUCUAGUUGGGAGCCGUGCUCCUCUAAGUGCAACGGCGUGCACGAGCGAAUGCGUCUUGUAACAGUGUAUAGCAAGAACAACGGCGUCCCAUGCUCAGGAGCAACGAAGCAGGUUCUUGGAAGUGUUAUAAUCUUAUAUAAUCGUUUAGUCGUCAAGAAGAAGUUAACUUUCUGUCUUGUGCGAUAGAUAAAGUUCGUUGUGCCUCCACCUCUGGUUAUAAUUCUACUAUUGUUUGUACAGUACAGUUGUAACACUCCAACAUGGUCGAAUCAUCCGUCCAAACAACUACGUACUUCUCCAGAUUGGUCCAUGCAAUACUGGAAGCAAUUGCGAGUAUAAGGAACCAGUCGAUUGCGUUCUUGGAGAGUGGGGUCUGUGGACUGAGUGCACUGCUGAGUGCGAGACGGGCACAUCGACGAGGAAAAGAAAGAUCGAUCAAUUAUGGUGCCCUUUAGAUGAGCAGGUGGAAGGAAUAAGUGCAGUACUCUAUCUCUAAGACCUACGGACUGGUUGUUUUCAAUCAUGUGAACUUAUCUAUGUCAAAUACUUAGUCAUAAAAGCGACUCUUGCUCUUCUAAUCCAAUAUCCGCUUCGCGGUGGCAAGACCUGCGAGGGCAGUUUGCAGGAAGUCAAGACAUGCAAUGAACAGCGAUGUGAGACCAGCCAUGACUGCAAGUGGUCCGUAUGGGGUGAAUGGGGAAGCUGCGAUAAGCAUUGUGGUGGAGGUACUUGCUCAGUUUUUUCCAGGCUACUUUCGGGUUUUCUUUAGGCUCCUCUCGCAAGCAAUUUGAAGAUAAAGAGCAAAUCUGAUGGAUUCCAUGAAAAACCCCUCUUUCUUUCUGACCACCUUUUACACCCUGCAACCUCCCAGGCGAGCGAACGCGUUUCCGGCACAUAGUGAAGAACCCGAAGCGAAUGGGGACCCCCUGCGACCGAAAAGAGGCUUCAGAGAUCGAGGCUUGUAACACAACCCCAUGUGGCCAUAUAGAGUACUGUGUCUGGAACGAAUGGAGCGUUUGGUCGUCAUGUAGUAAAACGUGUGGCCAAGGCACCAAACAUCGAAAGAGGGCACUGACGAUCAGUGCUGAUGCAUCAACAGCCGAGACGGCGCUGAGCUCCGGAGUUUUUGCAGAACUGUUUCUUAUGAGGUUGGUGUUUAUGUGUAGCUGUAGUACGUUGAUUGAAUGAUGUCUAUAGGACGAAUGACAAUUAUCGUCAUCCAUGGAAGUCGAAUUGCUACAACAGUCGUCGGUUCGAGAUUCUUGAAGCUACACAACACGUACAACUGCAAAUAUCAAUUUUCGAUUCAUAGUCUCAUCCUCUUUCAUUCUCCCCGGCAACAGCAUUCUCGGAGGGACCGGACGUUUUAGCGCAGAUCAUGUGGCGCUUACGUUCGUGGGUGGCAUGGUGUCGAGCACGCUGGCGCUUUUCGCAAUUUACACUGGCCUCAGGCGCUCGCGCUCUAGCCGUUUUGCGCCACUCGAAGAUGAGGAUCUGGUGAUAGAGUAGAGCACUGGAAAACGCUUCAGUAUUUGGCUGUUGAGAACCAUCAUCAACCUAUUUAAAGAAACAACACUGACAUCGUUCACAUUUCACACAAUAGCAAUACAACGAAUACUUCUCAUUUUCAAAUAAUGUCCUCCUAGGUAAAGCAAGCAUAGAAGUUGAACGAAAUCAUUGAUUAAAUCGCCAAAUAGAUAAAUGGUGCUCGAACACCGAAUUGUUGUUUUUCUGAAGAAUUAAUGCCUUAGCGGCCUUGUCGUGGCCGGCUGUUGGUUCGCAGUCUUUUUCUCUUGCGGCACGACGUGCAGCCGCUCUGCUUCCCUUCUUCUUGUUGCGAGUGGGGUGGAAGUCCAAAUUAAUACUCCAUAUCGCAUGCCGUGCACCCUGAUUUAUGAGUCAAUCGUUAGUCCACCUGGUGUGCGAUGAAUUUAGUGAGUUAUUUUUGUUGUUGAGCAAUUUUUUAUACGUAUCGCUUUUUCUUAAUGCACGCUCCAGCCUGCUAUCCCACCAUUUUCCGAACGAUUGCAUUGCAUCUUCGUUUUCAUUACUCCCCAAAAUGAAAAUUUUGGUCUAUGGGAUGAGGCAGGAAAGUCCAUGUUGAGACAGACAUGUAAAAUUAACUUGUGAGGCUGAAACAAACAAAAGUGCAUGUGAGAAAUGACAAAAAGAAAAAGAAUGACUGAGUUCGACUUCGUUCACUGUUUUGACGGGAG